Molecule: messenger RNA, 3801 nt
Organism: Plasmodium inui San Antonio 1
Lineage: Eukaryota; Apicomplexa; Aconoidasida; Haemosporida; Plasmodiidae
Product: oxygen-dependent protoporphyrinogen oxidase
Exons: 14
Coding region: 1-3801 (1266 amino acids)
Biological process (GO): tRNA wobble uridine modification
Cellular component (GO): nucleus; cytoplasm
Molecular function (GO): oxidoreductase activity; S-adenosylmethionine-dependent methyltransferase activity; tRNA binding
Source: RefSeq, a predicted model, not a curated record
AUGAAUUUCGUGAAGGUAUCCCUCGAUUCGUACCCUGUCAAGUACUACAACCGAACGCACAAAGUCACCAACACGCUGAGGCUGAAGGGGAUAGGCCUUCUAACCUGGGAGGAAGAUGACAUCAUAAAUUUCUUUCAGAACCUGGACUUGACCUUCAUGGUCUAUUUGAUACUGCAGCAGAAUGUCGUCUACGUGGAGUUUUACAAAAAGAAGGACUCCUCUUAUGUCUUCAACAUUUUGAACCACAACCCUCCAAAGGGACAGCCGGAGGGCAAAACGCACAUCCAGGCGGAGUAUGUGAAUGUGCGAUACGACAUUAAGGAAGACUCCCCCAUCGUCUAUUCGAGGGAUUUAUCCGGCCUGCUGGGAGGCCUCCCCGGAAAGGAAGCUAGGAGGGAAGAUAGCAGGGAAACCCACACGGGGUGCGAAUCCCACAUCGGUUUCCAACUCAACGGUUCCGAACUCAACGCUCCUAGCAGCCGGGAUGACGUUUCCAUCCAAGCGGACGCUAUCGGCGAAGACUUUACUCAGGAGGUUAUCCGCACGUACGAGCAGGAACAGUGGCUUAAGUACACCAAAAAUGAUGAGAUCAACUUGUGCCACUACUUCUGCCGGAGCACGCCGAACAAAAUAUACAAAUCGUACUGCAUCCAGGACCCGCGCCUGUUCUUCUCUCUGGAGUGCCUCGACCGCAUACGGGUCCUUCUGGACGGCCGCCAACCGAACCAGAUCUCCAUCCUGAAAUGUCACGUGAAUAAGGCUGUGGAGUAUGUCAUCGAGUCGAGGCAUAUUUUCCAGGACGAAAUAGCUUUCUUAGUUAUGAAGAACGAUUUACCCAUGUCCUUCCUCGACAUUCGAAAUGAAACCAAAACGAACCUAAUUGUGGCGAAAAAUACCCUCAUUAAGAUUAAGGGCAGAAGGAGAUACGAACUCAUUUUUGGGAUUCCCAAGAAGAAGACGCUUCCAUUGGAGGGGGAGACGAUGCGGCGAAAGGACAGCUACUUAAUUAUCUUCCGCUUCAUUGACGAGCCCAGCGUGAAGAAAAUGCUAACCCAGAAGCACAGGAACCAGAAGGUUAAGGACGAACCACAAGAGAAGAGCUGCGUCUCGGUAGAGGUUGGACGUGACAACUCGGAUAACAUUGAGAGGACCUACGUCCUCGAUGUGUAUAACAAGAUAGCGCAACAUUUUUGCUACACCAGGUACAAAUCCUGGAACAACGUAGAAAAUCUCAUCAACGAGGAACAGGAGGGAAACCUAAUCAUGGACGUAGGGUGUGGCAACGGCAAAAACGUGCAGGUCUCAUCGAAGUACUUUUUCAUUGGUCUGGAUUUCAGCUGGCACCUUUUGAGGCUUGCCCAGAAGAAGUGGAAUUCGGAUUUGUUCCUUGCCAACUGUGUCAGCAUACCUUUUCGAUCGAACAUAGCCGACCUGUGCAUUUCCAUCGCGGUGAUUCAUCACAUCGGCACGCAUGCAAAACGACGAAAUGCAGUGGCUGAGAUGGUCCGAUGUACCAAAGUUGGGGGCAAGAUCCUGAUAUACGUCUGGGCCUACGAGCAGCAGGCGAACGUGGUCGGCAACCGGAAGUUCGAUUCCCAGGACAUUUUCGUUCCCUGGUACCUUCAGCCGCAGCACACCCUGGAAGGCAGUGAACACGUGAACGAAGCAGAAGCGGUUGAAAGGGAAAUCCUCCACCCAGCCAAAAAGGAUCUGCAGAAGCUCCAGAGAUACUACCACGUGUUUAGGAAGGAGGAGCUCCAUGACUUGUGCUUAAGCAUCAGCGGAAAGGGUGCCCCCGCUUGUAGCUCCGCCUGGAUAGACAUCGCGCACAAGGGGAUGAAUGGGCAGGAAGGGGGAGUAGAGGCUGGCGUGCCGGAAGGAGAGGAUGAAGGAGCUGAAGCGGGUGUCUCGCCCGAGCAGCACACGUAUGAUGUCAUCAUCGUAGGCGGAGGAGUCUUCAGUUGUUGCCUGCACUACUAUCUAAAGAGAAAAAAACCAGACAUAAAGAUCCUGAUACUGGAGAAGGAGCAAACACUGGGAGGGUAUAUCAAAACAGAAUGGAUAGGAGAUGAUAAAGGGAAGAACUUCCUCUGCGACUUGGGCCCAAACAUACUUAAAAUAUCCGAUGACAGUUACGAGCUACUCAAAGAAUUGAACCUCUUGUCACAUGUAAGGGUCCUAAAUAGAAGGCUUCUUAGAUACGUAUACGCAUGUGGAGGGCUAUACCCCCUCCGUCUGAAUAUCUGGGGCUACUUUGCUUUCCCCCUUAUAAGUGUGACCAAUAAAGUGAAGCUAAUAUUCAAGCUGCUAUUCAAGCGGUACAAAAAAUUGAGUGCGUACGAUGAGGACAUUAGUGUGGAAGAGUACAUGCGGGAGAACUUCGAUUUGCAACACUACAACUUUUUGUUGCUACCUCUGAUUUAUGGAUCAUGUGGGGGGGUGGGUAGCAUUUCGGCCGUCUCCUUUUUUUCGCGCAACCUCAAACUUGGUGAUAAUAAACUGAACACGUUGCGCGUGUGGAAGGAGCGCAUGGGGGGUGGACUGUGCAGAGUUGAUAGCCUGAGAGGGGAUGAAGUUGGCUGUGCCGCUGCACCUUCCAAUGAAGGAAAAACGCCAACGGGAGGGAAACACAUCUCCGUGGGCCUCCAACACGCAUAUGCGCGAGGAAUAAAUGGGGAGUACGACCAAUCCUCCUCCUUCAACAAUGUUAUGCACAGACAGGACACGCGCAACGGUGAAACCAUCGGGUGGGACACAGUUGGAGGGGAUGCCAUCGAGGAGACAAGCGGCCACCACGCAGGGAUGGACACCAUGAAGGGCCAGCCUCCUUUCGUGGACACCCCCCACGUGGAAGUGUACCUCCACUUUGUAAAGCGAAUCUACCAAAAAUGCAAACGCGCCGUCCUUCAGGUCAUGCCGCCGCUCUAUCCCCAGCUAGCCAAAAAGGACUCCAACGAAUAUGAAGAAAAAAAAAAAAAAAAAAAAAUCUUAGGAAAAACAAUAUCCUUGAAAUAUGGCAUGUACGAAAUAAUUGACAAACUAGAAAAAAAUAUAAAUAAAAAAUAUGUGUGGACGAAUGAAGAAGUCGAUUCUGUUGAAAAGCACAACGAAGAUACUUGGGUCUGCACCAUGAGAAGAAAACACUCGAGGAAAACCUCCUGUAUAUACGGGAGAAAUGUCAUCCUUACGGUGAACUCCAAGACAUGCGCCAAUAUCAUGCGAAAAAUCUUGCCCCCAGAAAUGAAGGCCAAUCUUGUAAAUGUCCAAUACUCAAGCCUCAUUAGCGUUAUAGUGUAUUACCAUAAGAAGGACAUAACCCUACCCCCAAACUGCUUUGGAAUUUUGUCAGCCGACAAAACGAAUCACAUUCUUGGUUGCUUCUACACAAGCAACAUCUUCAAGGAGAGGUGCAAUGACGACAGUGUUGUUCUAUUGACCCUAUACAUGGGGGGACAGAACAACCCUAAUGAUGUCUACAUGGAGGAGAAAGACAUAAUCGAGAUAGUGUCCAGAGAACUCACAAAAAUAUUUCAUGUAGAGAACAAUGCCCAACCUGUUAUCCUCAAGGUGAAGAAGUGGAUUGACUCUAUCCCCUUCUAUUCGCAAAACUACGAAAGGAAUUUGAAAUGCUUCCUAAACGAGCUGCAUAACCCGGAGUACCGGAACUUAUUUGUUGAUUCGAGUUGGAUUACCGGGACGUCCAUAUCUGACAGGAUUGUUUCGGCGAGAGACUUGUCGGAAUUUAUGGCGGCCAGCGUGUUCCCGGUGAAGCCGUGCUACGCCAAUGCGGCGUUGGCAUGA